Molecule: messenger RNA, 3480 nt
Organism: Manduca sexta (tobacco hornworm)
Lineage: Eukaryota; Metazoa; Arthropoda; Insecta; Lepidoptera; Sphingidae
Biological process (GO): nucleoside metabolic process
Molecular function (GO): catalytic activity
Source: RefSeq, a predicted model, not a curated record
GAAAUGUACAUAUAAGAAGUAAAUACCUUUUAGGUGUUUUCGGAUACGUGAAAUUCUGGUUUUAUAAUGUUGCUCCCGAAAUUAGGGUUUUAGGGUUAAUUUUAAAUAAUUAAUCCUGAAAGUCUAGGGUAACCGAAGAUCGUAAAUGGAAACACUAUUUUCAAGUUCCAUCAAAAAUAAUAUCACGGUGAAAUAGACUGUGGUGUUUGUUUAUAUUUUAUCUACUCAGUAGGUAUUCUUUGUCACAAACCAAAAAAAUUAAAAGGUACAAUGACAGACAUAGAGGAGAAAGUUAUAAUGACACCAAAAUGUAAAACAGCGAAUUCCACAACCUUGGUGGUGGAGAGAAAGGCCGUGGAACCAGAGGCAAGUGACAAGAUACAUGUUGCUGGUGGUGAUCACACUGGUAUAAUAAUUAACAAAGAAAAAGUUUAUGAGAAUGGAGUCACAGAGCCUUGCCAUGCUCAGUUAGAAUUUUAUGUAUAUUUAGUAUCAGGAACCACAGGCACUCACACAAGAGAGGCACGUGCAUUACGCUUCUGGUUUAAACCACAAAUGCCACCAAGUGAACGCCCUUAUGAAGCCCAGGCCUUCUUCCGAGAGCUUGUGAGCCCGCAAGAUUUUCCUAAAGAUUAUGUGGGUUUUAUAAAGAAAAUAAUGAAACUAAUGCAGCAUAAAUAUUAUCAGUUAAAAUUAUUAGAAGUUGAACUAAGACAAGAAGGCUGUGGCCCUCCACCUCCAGAAGCCAACGGCGUUAUAACCAGUAAAAGUGUUAUAUACAACUAUUCUAAUGGGUCUUAUAUUGAAGACAGUAUUGUUAAUCAGACACCAGUGAUAUCAGAACAACGAGUAUUGGACAUGAUAGAAAACGCUUAUCCAAAUGCGUUAACCGUUGAAGAUUUUGUCAGCGCAGGAAAAUGGUCUAAGGCGGAAGUGAAAGAUGCAUUAGAAGCGUUGGAAGAGAAGGGUCUGACUCGCACUAUGUCAGAAGGCCUCUAUAUUCGUCAGCAUAGUAUUGAUACCCAGGUGGUGAAACAAAUGCCAACACUGUGUUCAUCACGGCAACCUAGUAUAGCUGUGAUAACAGCUUUGUAUUGCGAGAAGCAAGCUGUUGACGCCAUGAUGGACAAUCAAGAGACGUACGUGCGGUACACGACAGUUGGAGAGUCCAAUGUCUAUACGUUGGGUACAAUCGGAGCUCACCGAGUGGUCACAACGAAACUUCCGUCUGUGGGUCGGACGCGGGAGGCGAUGACGGCUGCUGGUAACACAACUACCAGGCUCCUUGGGAUUUUCCAAAAGGUGGAGUACGUGUUCCUGGUGGGCGUGGGCGGCGGCGUGCCUCACUACACAGACUAUGCGAAACACGUGCGUCUCGGCGACGUCGUCGUCUCUACUCCGGCGCCCGAUUUACCAGACAAAUACGUGUACGUUUUCUGCGAGAAAGCUGAGAAAAACAGCAAGGGCGGAUGGGACUAUGAGGUGAAACCUUACAAGCCUGCAAACUUCCUCCUUCAAGAGAUCGCUAUCCGUUUAGCUAACACUAAAGCGCACUGGGAUUCAUAUGUUGAAGAAGGGCUGCGGCGCCUGCGCGGCGUGCCGGGGCGGUGGGAGGCGCCGGCCAGCGGCACGGACCGGCUGUGCGUGGACGUCGGCCACGGCGCCUACAUCGAGGUGUCGCACCCCGCGCCGCAGCCCGACCAACUCGACGCGGCGGGCGCGCUGCGCGUGCACUGCGCGCCGGUGGCGGGGGGGCGCGCGGUGGCGGGCGCGGGGGACGCGCGCGCCGCCUUCGCCGCGCAGCGCGCACGCGCCUACGACUGCGAGCUGGACGCCGUGCUCGACAGCGUCGUCGGCAACCGGAAGGACUGCUUCCUCUCCGUCAGAGGUAUUUCUGACUACCGUGACGGUACCCGCGGUAAGGAAUGGCAGCCCCGGGCCGCGCUCUGUGCCGCUGCUGUCAUGAAGGCUAUUGUCGCCGCCAUGGAUCCGCCAACUGACUAAGCAUCUCAAUGAAUGCCAUCAUUCAAUAUAUUACAUUGGACGUAGAUCGCGGACACGUAGCAUUAUAUCUGUAACUCAAUGCUGCUGUGGUCUGAUUAAUUGCCAUUUAUAUUUAAUCCAUAUUACCGUGUUUGGGCCUUAAAUAGUACACUUUUAGUAUUUAUUGUAAAAAUGUUCUUUGUUAAAAUAACGCAAUAUAGAAAUCCAACUUGGAAUGUGAUGAGUUUAAAAUAGCUCAUUAUAUUAUUUAUUUGACACAGGAAUACUAAUACACUACUUAGCACUCAAAUUACAGAAAAUCGGAUUUUUUGUUGAUUUUUUUUUAUUAAGUCAAAAAGAAAGUAAUGCAAAAAUUCAGAAUAAUUUUUGAAAUCUUGCAUUACGAGAUGUAUGUGUGUCCAAUAAAUGUGUGUAAUUUAAGUAAUUCAAGUAACAUAUCCGGAUAUUAACAAUAAAAAAAAGCCUUAUUCACAUUGAACAUUUUUAGCGUAGUUACUUUGAAAUAUAAUAAAUGAUUUACAGGUUUACUUGCCUUAAAUAUGUGUUAUUAACAAUUAGAGAAAAGUUUAAUCUCGACUGAGAAUUAUUUACAAAAUAUAUAGAGUAGUAAAGUAGAUAUAAUCUUAUUUGUGAUAUAGCCUAGAGGUUUCCGAAAAAUAUUUUCCAUAAUAGUCAUGUCUGAUCAUAUUAUGGUAAAUCCAUUUUGUUAUAAUAUAGUAGACGAAGUGUCAAAUAAACGGGCUCAAACUAUCUUCCCGCUUGGAGGCCAAAUAACAUACUAACAUACAAGUGCUUCACAUUAUAUAACUCCAUUGAAGUGUUCACAUAUAUUAAUAUAAUAGUCCUCCAAUAAUGGUUAAACACAAUAUAUUCAUAUUUACAUGUACCGUUAGAUAGUAAAAUAAAGUACACUUGUUGCACAGUAAUUGUUAUAUUACGCCAGAGCUUAGAAUGUACCUUAGUCACUAGAUUAACAUAUUUAUUUAUACCAUACUAACUCACUGCCAUAAAUGGCCUAAACAUUAAAUUAUUAAUAAAUAUAUUGGGUGAAGUUGUUAAUACUGCUGUGAAUUAAAUUAAAAACCAAAGUUUAGACUGUGGGCUGUUUUCAACACCACGUCUAGUCGCCUAAAAGUAACACAUUGUUAAAAUAUUUAUUUAUCGCCGGUGUUGUAAAAUCAUGAUAAUAGAUUUAUAAAUCUUUAUAAUAAUUAUACACAAUCAUAAUAUUAUCUAGAUGCAUAUUUAUUAUUUACUCAAUUAUUAACACUAGGUUGUAAUAGAAACCUUUUAAAUGUACCUAUUUGCUAAACAACUAUUGGUAGCUAGACAUAUUUUAACGUGCAUUUAAGUUUGUCACAAUUUUGUUUAAUUUAAAAUCUUUAUAAAUAUUUGUAUAUCUGUGAAUGUAAGUUACAAGUAUAAAUUUUGUUUACAUAUUCUUGACUUUAGCACAAAUAAAUAAUUAUUAAAAAA